AGAUGCUAGAUGUUACAAGUUGGAAUAAGAAGGACAUUCGACCUCCAGCUUUCUAGACCCUUUCCUCUUGACCGUUCGAUUUGAUUACUCGGGAAAAUCAACGGUUCUAAAUUAAAUAAACUAAAACCAAAUAAAAAACUAAUAAACGUGUGGAGGUGGCAGUGAUAAUUACAAAGAAACACAAAAGCCAAAUCUCCCACAAACUCUCCCAAUUAAAAUCAUUUUUAAAAAAUCAUCAGAUUCGAAAUUCAUUACAGAGGAGGAGAGAGUUCUUCUCAUGGAGUUUACUAACAGAAUCUGAUACGGAAGACAAGAGAUCAAAGCUUUAUUACAGGUUCGACAGAGCACACGUGGCAACCAACAAUGUCUGCGGAGACCAACAUCCCAAGUUACUGGCUGAACUGGAGAUUCUUCCUCUGCGCGAUCUUCGUCUUAACGUCUCUCUUUCUAUCUUCUUUCUUAAUUUGGAGAUACGAAGGACCUGGAAAACGCAGGAAACGUGGAGGUGGUCAUGAUCAUGAUCAAAGAGAAGGAACAGGAGUUGUGUACGAUGAUGAAACGUGGAACACGUGUGUGAGAAGGAUUCAUCCGAACUGGCUUUUAGGUUUUCGAGUUUUCGGUUUUGUUACUCUUCUUGGACUCAUCUCUGGUAAUGCUAUUGCUGAUGGAGCUGGCAUCUUCAUCUUCUACACACAAUGGACUUUCACAUUGGUCACAAUCUACUUUGGGGUUGCAGCCUUGAUGUCCAUAUACAAAUUUAGAUCUGGUGAUAACUAUCAGAACGGAGUUAGUACUGUAGAUGAAGAGCAAGGGUCGUAUAGACCUCCAAUUCAUGGCGAAAACUCGAAUGUGUUUAAAGCUUCUAACGGACACGAGAGACAUAAUAGGUCAACACGUCAACUAGCUUCUACAUUGGGUUACAUCCAUCAGAUUCUUUUUCAAACUUGUGCAGGAGCUGUAUUGCUUACAGAUGGUGUGUUUUGGUUCAUUAUCUACCCUUUUCUCACUUCCAAAGAUUUCAAUCUUGACUUUUUCAUUGUGAUUAUGCACUCAGUCAACGCUGUUUUCCUCCUCGGUGAAACUUUCUUGAACUCUCUUCGGUUCCCAUUGUUCAGGAUAUCAUACUUUGUGGUAUGGACCGGUGUAUUUGUUAUAUUCCAAUGGAUUGUUCAUGCUUGUGUCUCUUUCUGGUGGCCAUACCCAUUCUUGGACUUGUCAUCAUCCUACGCCCCUUUAUGGUAUGCCGCCGUUGGGUUGAUGCACGUACCGUGCUUUGGUGUCUUUGCGUUGAUCGUGAAGUUGAAGUACAUGUGGCUCUCAAAAUGUUUCUCAGAAGAACCACAGUAACACAUAGCCUAUAUACACGAAUGGUUGGUUAUAUUCUUGAACAGAGUUCAAAAAUUUAUACACUAUCAUGUACAGAUACAGGUUCUUUCCUGCCUUCUGUAUCAAUUUUUUUUGUAAAUGACAUUCAAAGUUCCUGUUGAAGGAACAUAUAAAUCACUUAGACGGUCACCAUGAUUAUUUUUAUGAAUAGCCUGAUGAACA
Molecule: messenger RNA, 1548 nt
Organism: Brassica rapa (field mustard)
Lineage: Eukaryota; Viridiplantae; Streptophyta; Magnoliopsida; Brassicales; Brassicaceae
Cellular component (GO): membrane
Source: RefSeq, a predicted model, not a curated record